Messenger RNA from Klebsormidium nitens, 2697 nucleotides. The record is from the annotation of a GenBank genome assembly. Lineage: Eukaryota; Viridiplantae; Streptophyta; Klebsormidiophyceae; Klebsormidiales; Klebsormidiaceae.
AUGGAUCUAACAGAGGCAAGCACUGCAUCCGACGUAGCAGAUGCUAUCCAGGGAGAAUUGUCUACUGAUGAGUUCCGUCAGUACGUAAUCAAGCAGAAGCUUGAUGCCAGAGCGUUCACUGGAAUGAAACCCGAGCGGCUAGAAAGGUUCUGCACUUACGAUAGCGAUGGGAAGCCUGGGGAGAAGAUCACGGAAGGCGAUCUGGCAAAGCUUGAAAACCUGCUCGAAAGGAUGCAAGAUGCUUUGAUGCCAGAAGUAUCUGAAAGUUUUCAGUCUGGGAGCAGCUCAGCACGCCGUCGGGGUUUGACACAAGCAAGAGGGAAGAAGAAGUCCGUUGGCAGCACUGGUUCUGCAGGGGGCUCUGAGACCUUUGGAGGCAGUAAACAUGCAAGAUGGCUUCCUGACACUUUGGCAGAGCUGUCUGAUGACAUUGUCUUCCAGCGGACGAGUCGUAAUGACGAUCUAGUCCCCCUCAUUGGGAAAGGUGGUUGUGAAGAACUGCGGCGAAUGUUUGGCACUCUCAAGCGGAACUUUGACGAUGAGCUUUCUGCAUUGAGCGAGGAGGCCUACAAAGCAAUAAACUUUGCAAAAGAUCCGACCGGACUCAGAAUCAGAGAGGACGUCUGCUCCAAGACUCUGCAGGAGACCAAUGGCGGCAGGUUCAGAGCUGGAGGCAAGACGUUCACGUGGCCUCAAAGAUUGAUGCACGAGACCUUAUCUGCAAUGCUUACUGAACAGAGGAGGCCAAACCGAGAAGAGCGGCGCAUCAAGGGGAUGAUUAGCUGGGACAUCAGCCGUGAAAUCCGCAAGAGCGUCGGAGUGAUGCAGUCCCGAAGGAAAGGGGACCGGACGCUGUGUGAAGGUGCGGAGAUCCGCCUGUGGAGCCUUUGCGAUGACGGAAAGGGAGGAAAACGGCCACAGAGGGUGGCAGUAGGGCGAGUGCAGGACUUCAAUGAAAGAGAAGUUGAGGUGGAGCUGGUGUUGGUGGAGCAAGUACAAGACGACCUGCUGGAUCUGGGUGGCGGACGCACCAUUGAGACGGUGGAGAUGCAGAAGGGUUCUAUUGUGAGCUGGCCCAACAAGAUCACUGCAUGGACUCCUUACACCGAGCUGCCGCCCCAAGUCACAUCGUCCAGCAAAGCUGCAGCAAGCAAUGGCACAUUGAGCCAGUCUACACGUGGACGUUCGAGUGGUGUGUCCCUGAAGCGCGCUGUGGAGGAAGAGGAGGUGACGUCACCAGCAACGUCUACACGAAGCAUCAAGAGACGCCGUGAUGCGCCGCCCCUGCCUCUGAAUCUAGAUGGUGACGACCCAAUCGUUCCAGAAAGGAGUCCUGCACAGCGCGCACCGCUCCGCGAACACGAUCCGGCCAACGACAACGAACCCUCCAGACUAGCACGGGGGACAACGACGCAAGCGGAGGAUCCGCUGGUGGAGCUUCUCCACGGCGCAAUGCAGGCGAAGUCGACGACAGAAAUGACCCGCACCCCCUCACCAUCUCCCAUAAACAACGACAUCGCCCGACAAGCUGCUGCGCCUGAAAGAGGAGCCGUUCCACAACAGGUGGCCAGAGCUGAUGACCAAGGGCGCCAAGCUCCGAAAAAGAACAUGACCAUCAAGCUGCUGUACAAAGAACAGGCCAUUGGCAAGGGCACCAUCCGCAGCUUCGACGCUCAGGAGCUCGUCGUGCAGAUCCAGAAAAUCAGAAAGGGUGUCACGGGCGGCGUGGAGGAUGCGGACGACGACCGGGCGCUUCUUCGCCUGGAAAAUCUGCAGCAGGGCGACCGGGUCUACUGGCCGAAUGCAGUCCCUGGCUCCAAAGACCGCAGCUGGCAGCCCGACGAUCACGACGCGGUUGCCGGAAUUGGCCCCGUUUCGAAGGAGGCCCCAGAGGCGGGAGGUCCCAAAGGGGAGAGUGGCGCAACGCACGUUGCGGCGGCCGAUGAUCCUGCUGGGACGUUGAAGCAUGUGCACGACGACCCGGUCAUCGACACUCCUGCCGCCAACGAUGCUGGCAACGAGGCGCCGUCCGACUUGGCCGCAAAGACCCCGCGCACCGACCAGUCCCGCGGAAGCAAUCCGAAGCCUCCCGCACCGCCUCUGCCACCGAGGGAGACCCACCCGCGCGCAAAGGCCAAGCCCCCGGGCACCUGGCGCCGCGAGCUGCACAAAGCGGACUGCCCGGAUCCACUCGCCUGCACCGGGUGCAGCCGCGCCGCUGCGCAGCGGAAGGCUGGUGGCCCGGGAGCGGACUCCAGCCCGACUCUCGGUGAAUCGCAGGCCAGCGGCGGGGGCGGCGGUGGCGGUGGCAACGGGGACGAAGAGGAGGUGAAGAAGUGGGAAGAGGGUCUCACUAAGGUUCGGAAGUUUAACCACGCUCUGAUCGUCGCUGUGGCCACCGAUGCCUCAACCGUGGACGAAGUUCGCAGCAAGCUCACGCGCGCCUCCCUAUUGUCCUACGUGGAAUCUCUGAGGAUCUGCUCGAAGCAGAAGUUGCGGCCGUUCGACUUCGAAGGUCUCCUGGGGCUGCUCGCUGCGCACUUUCUGAAAGAAGAAGUCGUGAAGAUCGAGGCGUUCAAGGGCUGGGACGACGCAAGGAUCCCAAGAAAGGAUGUCGUAAGACUGAAAGGCGACCGUCAUCCGAUCAAGGCCCGCAAGAGCAGUGCAGCCGUACAUAGGAUCAGGCGUACAAUCUAA